Monodelphis domestica (gray short-tailed opossum) is the source of this 3470-nucleotide messenger RNA. Its product is annotated as fibroblast growth factor 4B. The record is from RefSeq and is a predicted model, not a curated record. NCBI's taxonomy places the organism in Eukaryota, Metazoa, Chordata, Mammalia, Didelphimorphia, Didelphidae. Gene Ontology annotation, molecular function: growth factor activity.
GGGGAAAGAAGAAAGGACCCAGAGAAAGUGAAGGAAAGAGUCAAAAAACCUCUCAAAAGGGAUCUAUCUUCUGCCUCAAGGAGCAGGUCAGAAGAGCUGCCUCUACUUGUAUUUUGAGAAGACAAAGAGGAAAAUGUCCCAGAAUCUUUCUCUCUCCCCCCACCUCCCCCCUCUGGUUUUCUGCCUGCUUGUCUCUUUUCCUCAAGAUAGGAUUGGAGGCUGGGGAGCAUCUAGGGUUGAUAAUUUGACUUCUGGAUUGAAUGCUCUCUCCAGCAGUAGGUGGUGAUGUAAUAGGUACUAGGAAGAUAUAAAUAUCGGUGGCCAGGGCCCAGGAGCUAUGGCUGGCUGCUAGGGGGAGAGGUUCGCACCCUCCACUCACUAGUCUUCUCUAGUUGAGAUCCAAGUUCGUAUCACUUCCCACUGACUCUCUCUUCCUCUCUCUCUCUCUCUCUCUCUCUCUCUCUCUCUCUCUCUCUCUCUCUCUCUCUCUCUCUCUGGGGUCUCUGCCUCCCUGUCUCUUUCUCCUGUCCCAUGCAGUCGGGCUACUGGCAGCUCUCUAGGGACUGGCUGAGCUGAAAGGCGCUAGCCUAGCUGAAAGGUUUAUGAACUGGGAUCUCUUAGCACCGCUUGGUGUUGUCCUGCCCUCCUCUCUCCUUCUCUGGUCAGAGAUUGAGAAGAGCCCAAGCCGGGCAGGCGGGUGGACCAGGCAGGCAGGCCGGCAGGCAAGCAAGCAGGGCAGGGCAGGGCAGGGGGGUAUUUUUAGAGUCAUUGACUGCCUCCAGCCAAACCACGUGUGUCCCCCCUGCGAGCCGGGAUGCCUCACCCCUCAGCCUUGCUACCGGCGCUGCUACUGGGACUGCUGUCCCCCUGGCCAGGCCGCGGGGGCCCUCUGCCUGCCCCCCACAACGACACGCUCGACUGGCGUUGGGAGACCCUCUUCUCUCGCUCCAUGGCCCGGCUCCCGGGGGAGAGGAAGGAGCUCAACAGGGACGGGGACUAUCUGCUGGGCAUCAAGAGACUACGCCGCCUCUACUGCAACGUGGGCAUCGGCUUUCACCUCCAGGUCCUGCCCGAUGGCCGCAUCAACGGUGUUCACAACGAGAACCGCUACAGUUUGCUGGAGCUGUCGCCGGUGGAGCGGGGAGUCGUGAGCCUCUUUGGGGUCAAAAGUCGUCUUUUCGUGGCCAUGAACAGCAAGGGCAAACUCUACGGCUCGCCCUACUUCAAUGACGAGUGUACCUUCAAAGAGAUUCUCCUGCCCAAUAACUACAAUGCCUACGAGUCCCGGCAGUAUGUGGGCAUGUACAUCGCCCUGAGCAAAAAUGGAAGAACCAAGAAAGGCAACCGAGUGUCACCCACCAUGACGGUGACCCACUUCCUGCCCAGGAUCUGAGGGAAAGACAGCCCCCAGGCCUUCCCGCUCUCACCUGGAGAGGAGGAAUGUCAGAGGCAGAGACGGGAAGGAGGAUCGGCCGGAGCCAGGGAAAAGCAGCCCAACAAACGUGGUGCACUUUCAGUGGACACUUCUGCGGGAGCAGGUGUAUGUAACAUAGCUAAGUUAAUUAUUUAAGUCUGUAUAUAUGGGCCCCAACUUAUUUAUAGCUCUGUGGGUGUGUUGGUUUUCUGGAAAAGAAAUGAACAGAAAAGGGGGAAACCCCACUUUCCUGGGACUGCGCCUCCCCGCCUGCCUCCUGUCACUGUUUCUCAGUUAUCCGUGUGCUGCUGUUAUCAUUUGGCCAGUCGGAGGGCCUUCUGCUGUGCCCUCCCUUGGGUCCCCUUGUGAGCACCCGGGCCAACUAGCCCUUGUUCCGGCUGCCGGGGGUGGUGCCGGGCCCUCAGCCCAUGGCUGAACCCCGUUUGCGUGUGGCUGCUGCUUGACAGAAACAUAUGGGUUUCCUUCUGGUACAAAAAGUGCCCAGUGGAAGGCCACCCCCCAAUUCUGUUUUUAGACCAGCCAGGGCUGGCCUUUGAACCAUCCUCCAGGCAGUCUUCCUCCAUCUACAGCCGGGCAGCAGGGGACAACUCCACACACUUUCAUCCUCCUUCUUUUUAGACCAGCAACGGUCCCGGGGCCCUUCCCCCUGUCGGGGCAUUGGGAAAUGAGGGGAAAGGGGGCCUGCCUGGUUGGCAUGGAGUGCCCGCUUCCUUGUGAACCCAAUGCCAAACCCUUCUUUUUGUUGCAAAAUAUGUGGUAGCUGCUCCCCAGUUCCGACGACUGGCUCGCCAGCCUGGAGCAGAGGGGGCGGCUCUGCCGCUCUGACUCCCCGGCUCGAGCUCGAGCUGGCUCUCUCGCCUUUCCAGAAAUCAAUGGCGUGCUUGGAAGGAAGGGCCACUUCUCGGCCUGCUGCCCCGUUGGCUUCGUGUCUACCUCAGCAACUCUUCUAAGCGGGCUCCCAGCCAAAUCCCCAAAGCCAGCCCGGAUUUCUGCUUUCCAGAGUCUCUCCCCGGCUCUGGAGGGUGCCGUCCCAGCGCCCCGAUUUUCCAUAUGUAGCCAAGAAGCAUUCCACCGGUGUGGGAUCCCAUCUGAACCUUGUCACGUUUGAGCUAUCUUUACCCGGGGAUUUACUUUUAGUAAGGAUAAUCAUGGAGAAAAUAUUCGCAGACAGCUGUCAGAGGGCACUAUAUGGUCAGUGAGUAACCCUAUAUUUUUCUUUAUAUAUUUUUCCAAUGGAAGCCCUGUCCCUGGAGCAAAGGCAGAAGAGGCAGAGGCAGGGGCUGGGGACGGAGACAAAGGGCCCCCCCACCCCCUGCCACCCAAUGGCCAGUGGGGACAUUUUCGGGAAUGGUCUUUGGAGUUCACACAAAAUGGCCUUAGGUGGCGGCUACCAGAAACGCCCCAAAUGUUUACGAAAUACUUGAGCUCUCCUCGAGGACGUUUGCAAACCGGCUCCCGAAUUAACUUUAUGGGUCCCAGCAGACAGAGACAGCGGGCCUGGGGAGCAUGUGAGGCUCGCCUUUUCCCUGGAACAUUCUUGCUUUGGGCCGUUGCGCUUAUCGGCUCUCCAGUGUCUCCUUUCCAUCACCUGCUCCCCUCCCCUGGGCUCCCUUAGCCCGUGGGGCUGCGCGGGUGCAGGGGGGUGCCAGGCCUCUGGGGAGCGGCGGCCCAGGCAGGCCCAGUGGGCAGCUUGGAGGAGUCUUCUGUCAUUUCCAGGAAGAGCCCACCACGGGGAGCAGCGAUUCUUCCCCGUCUCGCACAGCCAGAGCCCUCCAGUUGGCCGGAAAAUCGGUCCCGUUUUCUUGUCCCUCCUCCACAGACGCACAUCAGGAAGAGCUCCCAACAUGGUCGGGCGCCCUGUUCCCCACGGCCUGGCCUGGCCGGCCCUUGGAAGUCCUGUUGCGCCAUAUUGACCCGGAUGUGUGUCUGACCAGUAUUCACAGAAUCUGUCUGUAGUUUUAUACAGCUACUGUCUGAUAUUGCAGUGUAUGUGCUAUGCACACGGAACACGGAAUAAAUAAUGAUUGGUUACCAU